AUGGAGAAGGACACCAAGCCGGCGCCCGACGCCGCGGCUGCGCACCUCGCCGCGCUCCGCUGCGCCAGGGCCUCGCUCCUCCUCGCCUCCCUCCGCCGGCCCCGCGCGCCGAUGCCGACGCAGGAUCGCCGCCGGACCUCCUCCUCCUCGGCUGACGCAGCGGAGGUCGCGCGGCUCCGGUCCGAGGGGCUCCUCCGCCGCGCCGAGAUCGCGGCGGCGCGGCGCGAGGCCGCGGCCCACGCGCGGGUCGCCGGCUCCGAGCUGCUCCUCGUCCUCGCCGUGGCGCCCGCCGUCCUGCUGCUGCUCCUCCUCCUCGGGCUCCUCUAA
Miscanthus lutarioriparius is the source of this 327-nucleotide messenger RNA. The record is from the annotation of a GenBank genome assembly. Lineage: Eukaryota; Viridiplantae; Streptophyta; Magnoliopsida; Poales; Poaceae.